UGACACUUAAGUUGUCGUACGUUUUCCACGCUCGACUAUUUUUGUGAAGAUUUGUAAUCAUUAAUUCAUUAUUGUUUUGGGAGCCACGAGGACCGGUGCUUUAAAGAAAUCAGCUGGCCAGUCAUAUUUUGCGUUUUGCAACUACCUACAUAUAAAGUAACCGACUUUUCAUUUGAAUCUCGAAAGUUCUUCAGCAUAUCAAGAUGACUCUGGGGCCGUACAACAGACACCAAUCCGAUAGGAAAAAGCAAGCAGCCUUGGCCGCGGCAUUCCCUCAAGGCAUCAAAUGCCAGAAGUGCCUUGAGUUCGGUCACUGGAGCUACGAGUGCAAAGGAAAACGCAAGAUUCUGGUUCGUCCGUCGCGUACACAGGUCCUCAAGAAGAAUUUGAAGGCUAAGGAAGCUAAAGAGGAACCACAGUGCAGUGGUGGAAGUUGCAAAAUUCCAAGCAAGAAAAAGAAGUGUAAUGGCUCCAGCUGCUCCGACUGCUCUGACAGCUCCUCAGACAACUCCGACUCCUCAAGCUCCGGCUCCAGUUCCUCAGGCAGUGACAGCAGCAGCGACUCUGAGAGUGACAGCGACAGCAGCAACUCAGGCUCAGGGAGUGAUGCAUAAAUAAGCUCAU
Cydia splendana is the source of this 624-nucleotide messenger RNA. RefSeq names its product zinc finger CCHC domain-containing protein 10. Gene Ontology annotation, molecular function: nucleic acid binding; zinc ion binding. Bases 204 to 614 code for a protein of 136 amino acids. The record is from RefSeq and is a predicted model, not a curated record. Lineage: Eukaryota; Metazoa; Arthropoda; Insecta; Lepidoptera; Tortricidae. The transcript is spliced from 3 exons.